AUGGUCCAAAACAAAGGAGUUAUAUUCAAGAAGGUCCCCAGCGGGUGGCCUGUCCCCGGCCAGGAUCUCGUCAUUGAAGACCGACCCUUGGACCUUGACCAGAAUCCUCCCGAAGGUGGCAUCAUCGUCAAGAACUACUAUGCCUCGUUCGAUCCGUACCAGCGCGGACGAAUGCGCCCGGCGCAUGUCAAGUCCUACUCCCCUGCCUUCGAGCUGGGGAAGCCCAUCACGAACCGCUCCAUCAUGAAGGUCAUCAAGUCGAACACGCCAAAGUUCAGCGCGGGUGACGUGAUCAUCUCCACAGAUGUCUCUCCAAUUGAAGAGUACUCGGUCCUCGGCCCGGAUUUCGUCGAGAAGGCACGCAAGCUGGACAACCCGUACAACCUGGACCCUAGACACUUCCUUGGUGCCCUCGGAAUGCCUGGUCUUACGGCCUACUCAUCCUUCUACGAGAUCGGUCAGCCGAAGAAAGGGGAGACCAUCUUCAUCUCUGCAGCUUCUGGAGCUGUUGGUCAACUAGUCGGACAGCUGGCGAAGCAUGAGGGCUUGAAGGUCAUCGGCAGCGUUGGAAACGACAAGAAGCUAGACUUCAUCCUAAACGAGCUGGGCUUCGACGCGGGCUUCAACUACAAGAAGGAGAAACCCGGCGACGCUCUUACCCGUCUUGCCCCAGACGGCAUCGACAUCUACUACGAGAACGUGGGUGGAGAGCAUCUCGAGGCAGCCCUCAACGCCAUGAAGAACUUUGGCCGCAUCGUCGCCUGCGGCAUGAUCUCGCAAUACAACGCCAAGCCCGAGGAACUGUAUCCCAUCCGUAACAUAAUGCAGGUAGUCUCCAAACGCAUCACCAUCCGCGGCUUUAUCGUGGGCGACGCGAACAUGGGACCGAAGUACGCCAAGGAGCACCAGGAGAAGGUGCAGAAGUGGAUUGCGGACGGCACAUUCAAGGCUAAGAUCAGUGUUACGGAGGGCAUCGACAAUGCAGUUGAUGGGUUCUUGGGCAUGCUGAAGGGUGAAAACUUCGGGAAGGCGAUCUUGCAGAUUGCGGAUAUGGAGAAGGAUAAGGCGAGUUGGUCGUCAUGA
Trematosphaeria pertusa is the source of this 1083-nucleotide messenger RNA. Its product is annotated as NAD(P)-binding protein. NCBI's taxonomy places the organism in Eukaryota, Fungi, Ascomycota, Dothideomycetes, Pleosporales, Trematosphaeriaceae. The transcript is spliced from 2 exons. The record is from RefSeq and is a predicted model, not a curated record. Gene Ontology annotation, molecular function: oxidoreductase activity, acting on the CH-CH group of donors, NAD or NADP as acceptor. The coding region runs from base 1 to 1083 and encodes 360 amino acids.